Molecule: messenger RNA, 1393 nt
Organism: Peromyscus maniculatus bairdii (prairie deer mouse)
Lineage: Eukaryota; Metazoa; Chordata; Mammalia; Rodentia; Cricetidae
Gene: Tmem130
Product: transmembrane protein 130
Cellular component (GO): plasma membrane
Source: RefSeq, a predicted model, not a curated record
CGAGCGCUGCGUCUCUACGCACAGCCACACCAAGCUGCCACUGCGGAGCUCCAGCCCAGCACCCUGCGCAUCGGCCGGGAGCCCCUCGGCAUCCACGCUGCGCCAUGGCCAAGGCUACCGAUGUCUGGUCCGACCUCGGCUUCGUCUUCUUGCUCGCCUGCCUCCUGCCCUUGGGCCCAGCGAAGGCGGCUGCAGGUCUCUACAAUCUCAGUCUUGUUACUGAUGGUCCUGCUACCGUUGGUACAGAAGUGACCAUCUUAGCCAACCUGACGGUCAAGGACAAUGGCAGCCUGUCCCUGCCUGCAGACGCCCACCUCUACCGUUUCCACUGGGUCCACACACCACUGAUACUCACUGCCAAGACUGAGAAGAAUCUAACCUCGACCAUCCACGUGGUGGGCAGAGUGGCUGGGGACUUCUCAGUCUCUGUCUGGGUCACUGCUGUUGACUGCUGGAUGUGCAAGCCGUUAGCCAGGAGUGCCCUGGUACUCCCCAUCAAAGAGUCACUUGUGGGAAAACUAGUCAUUACUCAAAACACCUCCGUGUCUUGGCCGAACGCCUACCUCACCAAUAAAAGCCUUAGAUUCUCCUUUUUCCUCCAUGACCCGAGCGACUUCUUCAAGUUGGCUUCCUUCUUCUACCGAUGGGACUUCGGAGACGGGACCUUGUUGAUAACUGACACCCCUGUGGCCUAUUACAACUAUUCGAGUGUUGGAACCUUCACGGUGAAAGUCAGGGUUGUGGCAGAAUGGGAGCAGACAGAGCCGGAUGCCGCGAAGGGCACCGUGCAGAGGAGCGGCGACUUCUCAGCUUCCAUAAAGCUUCGGGAGGCCCUUCAAGGCAUCCAGGUCUUGGGGCCCACCCUCUUGCAGACAUUCCAAAAGUUCACAAUGACCAUGAACUUCCUUGGGAGCCCGCCUCUGGAGGUGUGCUGGGGCCUCAAGCCACAGUGUCUCCCACUGGAGGACAGAGAGUGCCACUCUGUGUUGGUGACCACCACAUCUUUUAACCUGAGCCACGUCUUCCAGGACCCUGGGGACUACUGCUUCAUCUUCCGUGCUGAGAAUGUCAUCAACAAGGCUCACCAGUUCCACAGGAUUCAGGUGUGGCCCUCCAGCUUGCAGCCGAUUGUCUUCGCUUUCCCGUGCGCCACGCUGAUCACCGUGCUGCUGGUUUUCAUCAUGUACAUGACUGUGCGGAGCGCUGCUCAACAGAAGGACCCAACUGAGAGUCCGGAGGUCACGGGGCUCAAGUGCUGCUGCCAGCUGUGCUGUGGAUCCCUCUUUCUGGAAUCACCAUCGGAAUACCUGGAAAUCGUCCGAGAGAACCACGGGCUGCUUCCGCCCCUCUACAAACCUAUGAAAACUUACAACGUGUGAACUCCCCACACCCA